Messenger RNA from Vairimorpha ceranae, 471 nucleotides. RefSeq lists its product as hypothetical. The record is from RefSeq and is a predicted model, not a curated record. The transcript has a single exon. Lineage: Eukaryota; Fungi; Microsporidia; Nosematidae. The coding region runs from base 1 to 471 and encodes 156 amino acids.
AUGUACGUUCCGUCGUUUUCGAUUUCAAAAAUCUUAUUUAUUUCUUCUGCCCUCUUAGAUUUAUUUACUUUUUACAUAUUACUAUAUUGGACAGUCAUGCCUUCGUAUUGUACAUAUAUUUUUACACUGUUAGUAUUCGCUGCAAAAAUACCCUUGUACAAAGUAAUAUUUCAAAAAUUUAAUAGAAACGCGAUUUACUGGUCAUUCAUCGGACUUAUAGUAGGAUUGGCUUAUUCUACCAUAACCAUAUUACUAAUGUUUAUAAACAUAAAAUUAUACAUAUUUUUUGUACUCCUUAUAAUAUUCCUGAUUGCUAAUAUCUUAUCUAUUAUAUUAAAAAUAAUAUUGAUUUUUAAUAUAUUUAUUUUAAGAAGUUUCUUAAUAUUUGAUGUUACAAUACCAUCAAAUUUCAGUCUAUUGCAGGCACAAGAAAAAAUAGGAGCAUUUACUAGCGGAUUUACAUCGGUAUAA